This is a messenger RNA of Falco peregrinus (peregrine falcon), 737 nucleotides long. It is a transcript of the gene NPY, whose product is annotated as neuropeptide Y. Gene Ontology annotation, molecular function: neuropeptide Y receptor binding; neuropeptide hormone activity. The record is from RefSeq and is a predicted model, not a curated record. Gene Ontology annotation, cellular component: extracellular region. NCBI's taxonomy places the organism in Eukaryota, Metazoa, Chordata, Aves, Falconiformes, Falconidae. The transcript has 4 exons. Gene Ontology annotation, biological process: neuropeptide signaling pathway; feeding behavior. The coding region runs from base 177 to 470 and encodes 97 amino acids.
CGGGAGCGGGGCGGGGGGGACCGGAGCCGGCGAGGCGUGAUCGCCCGAGGCCCCUCCUGCCUGCCGGGGAAGCCUUAAAACACCCCGGCGAGGCACGGAGCCCCGCACUCGGGAGCCCCGACGCACGGGCAGAAGCGCCUCGCUGAGCCGAGAGCCGCUCCGCUGCAGCCGCCGCCAUGCAGGGCACCGUGAGGCUGUGGGUGUCGGUGCUGACUUUCGCCCUGUCGCUGCUGGUCUGCCUGGGGACGCUGGCAGAGGCGUACCCCUCCAAACCGGACAGCCCCGGCGAGGAUGCCCCCGCAGAGGACAUGGCCAGAUACUACUCGGCGCUGAGGCACUACAUCAACCUCAUCACCCGGCAGAGAUAUGGAAAGAGAUCAAGCCCAGAGACACUGAUCUCAGACCUCUUGUUGAGGGAAAGCACAGAAAAUAUUCCCAGAUCCAGGUUUGAAGAUCCUUCAGUGUGGUGAUGGGAUUUUCUGCACACCGUCAAAACUUUUCCUAGUUUUCAGUUCAUACUCCAUGCCUAUGAAGCAAAUCAUAGCGUCAUUCCCACUGCAUGCAGCCAUUGUACUGAAUUCUGUAGAGUUUUUCCAUCCUCGUAUUUGUAUAUACCUAUAUUUAAAUAAAUUAUUUGUGCAUUCCAAAAUAUAACAUACUAAAUGAAAACAGCCAACUGUGUCAUUGGUAUAGAAAAGAGUUGUUUUAAACUAUUAUAACUGAAUUAUAACCUCCCU